Molecule: messenger RNA, 3217 nt
Organism: Diabrotica balteata
Lineage: Eukaryota; Metazoa; Arthropoda; Insecta; Coleoptera; Chrysomelidae
Source: the annotation of a GenBank genome assembly
CAUCAAUUUCACCUUCCCGCUAAAGCAAAUACUAUUUUUUGUUAAUUCAAGUACUUAUUGUAUCCUCGCUAGUAAAAACAAUUUAAAUCUUAAUGUUGUCCGAAUUUAAUACCUAAUUAAAUAUUUAAAUUAAUGUGUUUUAAAGAUUUCAAUUUACAAAAUAAUUUUUUAAAGUGACAGUUGACACGUCAAUUUGACAGAAGGCAGUAAAUUUGUCUAGACUGCCGUGAAAUUACAUGUGGUGUAGAACCGUUUUGUGAAGCCGGUUAAUUUUCUAGAACAAAUAAAUACAAUUCUUGGCUUUUAGAAGACGUAAAAUAGUUUCAAAAUGCAUCAGGAGGCCAUACAACUCAUCCAGGUGCUAGAAAAAACAGUUUCACCGGACAAAAAUGAACUGGAACAAGCGUCGUCGUUUUUGGAACAAGCUGCAGUGACCAACCUACUAGAAUUCAUCAAAACUCUAUCAGAUAUAUUAAGACAUGGCGGAAAUAGCCCUGUCGCCCGAAUGGCUGCAGGUUUGCAGUUAAAAAAUCAACUCACCUCUAAAGACUCCAACAUAAAAACCACUUACCAGCAGCGGUGGUUAGCUUUCCCAGAGGAUGUUAGGGGGUAUAUUAAAAAUAACGUUGUGUGCGCACUUGGAACCGAAACAAGCAGACCUUCCUCCGCCGCUCAGUGCGUAGCAUACGUCGCAGUAACAGAACUACCACAAGGGCAAUGGCCAGAUCUCAUAGCAACUUUGGUCAACAAUGUAUGCCACGCAAAUUCCACAGAAAUGCAAAAGGAAGCCACAUUAGAAGCUAUCGGUUAUAUAUGCCAAGAAAUCGACUCAGACGUUUUAGUAUCUCAAUCAAACGACAUCUUAACAGCCAUAGUUCAUGGAAUGAGAGCAUCGGAACCGAGCAAUCACGUACGUUUAGCAGCUACACAGGCCCUACUAAACUCUCUAGAAUUCACAAAGGCCAACUUUGACCAACCGACUGAACGGAACUAUAUCAUGGAAGUCGUUUGUGAAGCUACGCAGUCUCCAGAUUCACAGAUCAGAGUAGCCGCUUUGCAGUGUCUAGUUAAGAUUAUGUCUUUGUAUUAUCAGCACAUGGAACCGUAUAUGGCUCCUGCUCUAUUCCCUAUCACUCUCGAAGCCAUGAAGUCUGAAAACGAUGCCGUGGCUCUACAGGGUAUCGAAUUCUGGUCUAACGUUAGCGAUGAAGAGGUUGAUUUGGCCAUCGAAGAUACGGAAGCCACAGAAGCAGGUCGACCACCUACAAGAUGUUCACGGCACUACGCCAAAGGUGCAUUACAGUAUAUAGUACCGAUUCUGCUGCAAAAAUUAACGAAGCAAGAAGAGCUGGACGACGAAGACGAUUGGAACCCUUGCAAAGCAGCCGGCGUUUGCUUAAUGCUCCUCGCGACGUGUUGCGAAGACGAAAUCGUUCCGCACGUUCUGCCAUUCAUCAAAGAAAAUAUUAAGUCUGAUAAUUGGCGUUUCCGGGAUGCUUCGUUGAUGGCUUUCGGAUCUAUUUUGGGCGGCUUGGAGAGCACUACGUUGAGACCGCUUGUUGAACAGGCGAUGCCAACCUUGAUAGAUCUGAUGUAUGACAAUAGCGUUAUCGUAAGAGACACAGCAGCUUGGAACUUCGGCAGAAUUUGCGAAAUCAUUCCGGAAGCAGCCAUCAACGAAACCUUCCUCAAACCGCUAUUGGAAAGCUUGAUCACAGGCCUCAAGGCUGAGCCUCGAGUUGCCGCCAACGUGUGCUGGGCAUUCUCUGGAUUGGUAGAGGCAGCUUACGAAAAUGCCGAUGUUAAUGAAGAAACCGGUACUCCAGAUACUUACGUCUUGUCACAAUACUUCGAGUUCAUUAUACAAAGACUGCUUGAAACAACGGACCGACCCGAUGGCGCCCAACACAAUUUACGACCUGCCGCUUAUGAAGCUCUCAUGGAAAUGGUGAAAAACUCACCGAAAGAUUGCUACGUCACCGUGCAAAAGACUACAAUGGUUAUUUUGGACAGAUUACAUCAGGUCUUACAGAUGGAAACUCACAUAAGCAGCCACAACGAUAGGUCGCAGUUCAACGAUCUCCAGAGUCUUUUGUGCGCCACCCUUCAGUCCGUACUCAGAAAAGUUACUCCGGAAGACGCGCCGCACAUCUCAGACGCCAUUAUGACCGCCAUGUUGACCAUGUUCAAUUCCAAUUCGUGUAAGAGUGGAGGUGUUCAAGAAGAUGCUAUUAUGGCCGUCUCGACGCUGGUGGAAGUCCUGGGAGAAAACUUCAUAAAAUACAUGGACGCCUUCAAACCCUUCCUCUACCUCGGAUUGAAGAACCACCAAGAAUACCAAGUGUGCGUUACAGCAGUAGGCUUAACCGGCGAUAUCUUCAGAGCCCUCAAACUGAAAGCGCUACCGUACUGUGAUGAAAUAAUGACCCUAUUACUAGAAGAUCUCCGCGACCAGUCGGUUCAUCGUAGCGUAAAGCCAGAAAUUUUGGGCGUAUUCGGAGACAUCGGUCUUAGUAUCGGCUCCGAAUUCAAGAAGUACCUCGACGUGGUUCUGUCCACUUUGGCUCAGGCUUCGCAGGCCCAAGUCGAUCGCAACGACUUCGAUAUGAUCGACUAUCUCAACGAGCUAAGAGAGGGAGUUUUAGAAGCUUAUACCGGCAUCUUACAAGGGCUUAAAGGCGACGGGCCCACUCCACAUCCUGACGUUUUGAUACUUGAACCCCACAUUCCAUUUAUUGUUCAAUUUAUUACUGUCGUAGCACAAGAUACGGAACAUUCUGAUAGUAUUAUAGCUGCCGCAGCUGGUAUUGUAGGUGAUAUGUGUAAUGUUUUCGGAGCUCCAAUGGUUCAAUUCUUAGAUCUGGAUCCUAUUAAUGAAAUGUUAGCACAAGGUAGACGUAGUCGAGUAAAUAGGACUAAGACUUUGGCCACUUGGGCCGUUAAAGAAUUAAAGAAGCUGAAGGCCGUAAACACUGCGGCUGCUGCUAGCUGGCAAUUUUUGGUCAUCAGCAAGCACCAAAACAGAAGGGUGAAGGUCAAUGUCGACGGAACAGAUCUGGAAAGAGUAACAAGAACAACGUGUAUGGGAAGUAAUCUUGAUGAAACUUGGGACCACUCACUAGAGAUAAGAAUACGCCUGGAAAAGGCACGUACAAUGUUUUACAAAAAUGCAAAAAGUUCUAUGCAACCGCCAGCUGGGCAUCUCAUUGAGAACUAG